AUCAGCAAAAGUAACUCAAAAAACUUCAAACAACUAUGGUCUUGGCUAUUACCCCCCAGAAGAAAAAGAGUGCUUUUUAUAACAAUGAGAAAGAGCAAGCAUCUCUGCUCUGCAUUUGCAAAACACUUGCUCCAACAUUCAUGUUCAUGAAAUGUAUUGGGUUCUUUCCGAUUUACUGGACUCACGAGAAUGACAAAUGUCGCUACAAAAAAUCGGCUUGGGGGCUGGUAUACUCUGCCUUUGUGACAGGUCUCGUACUGUUCAUCGUGGGCACCAACAUCCACUACAAAGAAUUAACGAACACUAAUUCAUUGCUGGUGCUUCUAAACAACCUAACAAAUGCCAUAAUCGGCCAUUACGUUGUUGUUGUAACAUUUUUGGUAUUCUUUAAAUUCGGCAGCUAUAUUGAAGCUAUGAAUAAAAUUGUAGACACAGUAAAGCCAGAAUUAUUUUGUCAGUCAGUUAUGCAAAGAUGCCGUUUCUUACAAUACAUUAAAUAUGUUUGUGUGUUAGCUGUUCUAUUAUUCCAAAUAGUUUUGUAUAUCUGGCUUAUCUACACCAACAGAUUUCACGACGAGAUCACUUUCUUAAACCUGGUAUAUAGAUUGCUGUCAAAUCUGACGUUUUGCCUCUAUGGCGUCUUUUUUACUAUGUUUGGGUUUUUGAUAGCAACGUUGGCAUGCUUCGAAAAGUUUACUGUUAGCUGUUUGAAGUAUAUACCAGUCCAUCCAAUGAAGGAUAUCGACGAUAGCAACAAUAUUUCAGAUUUUAUGGGCGUCAUCCACUACAAGAUAUGCAGAGAAACUCAUCCCGCUACAGACGAUUUACUAGACAUGAAACCUGCCGAGAUCAUCGAAUACUUACGAAUAUACCACGAAGAAUUGAGUUUGUGUAUAUACAGCUGGAACAAAUGUAUGGAUCCAUAUUUUCUUAUACACACAGUAGUCGAACUGGGAAUGCUGAUUAUACAUUGGUAUGCAGUCAUUGCUUACCUGGUUUAUAGCUUUAAGGAUCCUCAGGCUCACACUAUACAUCUCAUUAACUGGGCUUUCGUUAUUUUCCAUACGUACAGCUUGUUUUUGUUUUUAAAGAAUGCCCAGCAAUUGAAGAACAUGGUAAAUGGACUAAUUAACUUCCUAUUGGAGUACUCAACGAGAGUUUCCAAUCCUGAUGAACACCAACAAAUUCGAUUCUUUAUAGAAAAAAUAAAAAACCACCGUCCUUUUACGGCAAGUGGUGUCUUUACUAUAGAUCUCGGAAUUGCAGGUCCAAUUUCAGCUAAUAUAUUGACAUACGUUUUAGUUGCAUUACAGUUUGAGAUACCUAAAGAAUAAAGGUCGUAUUCUUGAUGUUAUUUAUGCUUGUCCAAGUGAAUUCAGCACCAGGACACACUCACCAUCAUGUGCAUCACCGGAUUCAUGUCCCACACAAAGU
Messenger RNA from Diabrotica virgifera virgifera (western corn rootworm), 1434 nucleotides. RefSeq lists its product as uncharacterized. NCBI's taxonomy places the organism in Eukaryota, Metazoa, Arthropoda, Insecta, Coleoptera, Chrysomelidae. Gene Ontology annotation, biological process: sensory perception of taste. The coding region runs from base 36 to 1334 and encodes 432 amino acids. The record is from RefSeq and is a predicted model, not a curated record. Gene Ontology annotation, cellular component: membrane. The transcript has 6 exons.